UUGAUACUUUAUAUUCCUUGGAAAUCCUCUUUGACUCCACCUUGAAAUUCGAUCAAAACUACUCGGUCACACUAUGUUUUCAACUUGAAAAAUUGCAAUGGGUACCUAACCCGUAGCUGACGUUUAAUUUUAUUUAUUUACGAAAUAUAAAUUGUAUAUUUGUAUAGUGUUAAGUAUAAUAACAGUGUUAUUUUUAUCUAUUUUUAAUCUAAUAUUGUUCAUGUGUAAGAAAUAAUGUCCUUCGAAUACUUGCCCGUGGCCGAAGACGAAAAUGAGGAACCUAUAGAAUUACCAAUCGAAGAAGAUGGAACGUUGAUGCUGACAACAGUAUCUGCGCAGUUUCCCGGCUGCUGUGGCCUCAAAUAUCGCCACCCCGAAACGAAAAACAUCCGGGGCAUAAGGUUAAGAGAUGGCAGGUUGUACCCUCCCCCGGAAGGAUGGGGUAAUCACUUGUAUAUAUGCAGCUUUCCUAAAGAAAAUAAACGUAAAUCCGGUGAAAACUCUGAGACUUCUUCUGUUAAGAACAAAAGAAAUGAUAACCUGUGCUCGGAUCUUAUAGUGCUGGGCCUGCCAUGGAAGGCGACGGAGCAAACUGUGCGUGAAUACUUUGAAAAAUUUGGAGAAGUUCUGAUGGCACAGCUGAAGAGGGACCCUAAAACUGGUAUGUCGAAAGGUUUCGCUUUCAUUAGAUUCGCGUCUUACACGUCACAGAUGAGAGUGUUAGCCCAGAGGCACAUGAUUGAUGGCCGCUGGUGUGACGUGCGAAUACCUAACUCUAAAGAAGGCUCUGUUACAUCUAUGCCUUGUAAAGUAUUUGUUGGGCGCUGCACUGAGGAAUUAUCAGCUAAUGAUUUAAGAGAAUAUUUUUCUCAGUUUGGAGAAGUGACAGAUGUGUUUAUUCCAAAACCAUUUAGAGCCUUUAGUUUUAUAACAUUUUUGGACCCAGAAGUAGCACAAAGUCUAUGUGGUCAAGAUCAUAUAAUAAAGGGUGUAUCUGUCAAUGUAUCAAAUGCAUCACCAAAGCAAAAUAAGAGUGGUUCAAAUCAACGAAACUUGCCUGCUAGGAGCUAUGAUGAUGGGCAUGCACAUAAUGCAUCAAACAAUAAUUCUUGGAGCAGUCGUAAUAUGGAUAUGGUAAACAUGCAAGCUUUGGGUAUGUCUAGCCAACAUGGGCAGACUCCAGUUGCUGGAGGAGGAGGACAAGGUCAGGGUGGCAGCAUGCCACUUGGCAUGGGAGGGUUACCAGUAAACCAAGCACUAGUAGCAGCUGCACUAAAUCAAGCUGGCUGGGGUCUUAUAAACAACAUACAGUCUGGUGGCUCCGAACAAGGUGCCUUCGCAGGUCCCGCAUCUUCAGCACCUCCAGCUCCGCCCAACUUCCUCUCCUGGAUGCAACAAGGUAACUCAGCUCAGGGACCGUCUAGUCAGUGGGGACAACGGCACCAGUCCCAAGGCCACUCUGUUUGAUCCGACAACUGAUUCAACAAGCUCAUGAUAAUCUCUGUGAUUGUAGCGACAAUUAGAUAAUUAUCAUUUGUCUUUAUCUAUAUAAUACAACUGGGUUGUUCUGUUGGUGAAGAGUGGUUUACCAAGUUUGCUACUGAUGUUAUUUAUUUAUUAUGGAAUAGCUUGUGUUUUGUUGAUUUUCUUAAUACCCAUACUAUAUUUUGAAUGAAACUUGUGUAAAAUGGAAUAGACAUACUUUUCAAAUGGUAGAUAAAUUUACGUAUGUUUAUAAUUUAAACAAAUUAACUCAUUGUUGUGCUUUUUGUUUGUUAAUUACAUAAUUUAAAUUAUCUAAAUUUGCUAUUAACAUAACCAAAUUUUUUGUUGCAUUAGUACCUAUUCAUACUUCAUAAAUUGUUAUUAAACAUCAACUAUAGUAACACAUCCAUUUAUUAUAACUUUGAAAUUUAGUAGACCAAUCAUUUGCUUCAUAUAUAAUAUGUAUGUAUAGCAUUGUUAAUAUAAUAUAUAUAUUAAUUAUUGUUAACACUUGGUGGUGGAUUAUAUAAAUUCUAUUCUGGUUCAAGAAGUAUUCCAAUUUAUUGAUAAUCAUAAUAACUUCUAGAAUGGCACAUGUUCAUGCAUACCUACUUCAAAUUCUAUACAUUUUUAAUAAGCAGUUAAUUAAUUUUACUUCAGUGUUAAAAUAAUUGUGUCACAUUUUAGGAUUAUUUCCACCAACAUUAAUGUUAUGUGACAAAUAACAGUCUUAAUUUGCUAAUGUGAACUUUGUGAACUAAGCAAACUGUCUUUUGUUUCUAUUUUACCUCAUAGUAAAUACUAAAUGUUAGUUUUACUGUGUGUUUUUUGGAAAGCAAAUAAAUAUGAUUCCAGCAAAAUAUCUAAACCCGUUAUGGUAUGUCAGCACACACCUGACCAAUAAGUAUGAUAUCAGGUUAACAUAAUUACCUAUCUUUGAUAGCUGUGUGUGAAAUAGAAUUUAGGAGUACUGCUGUGGUUUUGUACAUUAAUAGGUGUAUGAUUUAACAACAGAUUGUUGAACAUUCGUACUUGUACAGUAAAAAAUAAAGUCUAUUGAAUUGUUAUCAUUGUUUAUCAAAUAAUGUUGAUUAUUAUAAAUUUAUUACGUAUGUUUCCUCAGGUGGAUGAGCAUUGAGAAUUUGAGAACAGAUGACUAUUUUUGACUAAACAAAUGGUUCGCGUAUUUUUGUGACUCAGUGUGAAAUUAUUUUUAAAUGAAUAUAUGUAACUAUACAGCACUGAAUCAAGCCACUGUAUAUAAAUUUAGGACAAAGCAGAAAGAUGGUUGUACAAAUUUCAAGACUGUAAAUAUUUCAAAGAAUAUGACACCAUAAGAAAUUAAUGGAAUUUUAACCAUAUUUGGUGAUUCUGAAAGACAAACUUAAUUAAUAAAGUUGAGAUUUCUAAAUGUAGCUCUAUCUCUGUCUUGCACUCACCGUAAGAAACAGAUAGCAUUAUUUUUAGAACUGUCAAACUAAAAUUAAAUUAAGUUUGAUCUACUAAAUUCGGCAUAGCACCAAUACAAUUAUGUGACAUCACAACGAUUUGUCGUUUUUUCCCAGAUUAAUUUAUAAAUAUUAGUGUGUCAGUAGUAUUGUAAACUUGUAUGAAAAAUUUAAACUUAAAACUGGGUUUGUGUACAGAGAAAAUUAUGACUGGCUCUCGUAAAUGUAAUCAAAUCAUUAAGUACAAAUAAAACCUCAACAUAUAAAUAUAUAUUAUGUCUAGAUAUUAAAAUACCAAAUGUUAUUUUUGCAAACUAUUUGCUGUAAGAUCUAUUUGGAACAAUAGAUAAUUAUUUGCUAUAAUUAAUUAAUAUUCUGUUUAUUUAAAUAUUUGGUUAUUGCUAACUCAUCAGUGUGACCCACAAUCAGCUUAUAUUCAUAGUUUACCAUUUAUUCACACUUAUUAUUUUUUGUUACUUUGAAGUAACAGUUUGAGGGAAAAUAUUUGGAAUUGUUUUUCUUGUGUAGGUAUGUUUUCGCUUGACUUUGUUUGUUUUAUUAACUUAUUAUGGCAAUUUGUUGUUUUGGUUCUAAUUUAUGCAUGUCGGUUAAUGUAAGAAUUUUGUGUGUUUAGUACAUAAUAUAGCAUAUAACAAUAUUAUGUAUAAUUUUGAAGGUAAAACAACAAGUCAAUUUAAAUUGGAUUAGCUUAGAUGUUACACGGUUGAUGUCCCAACAGGACAGUCUAAUUGUGCAAACAUAUAGGUGUGUAUGUAUAGCUCACAUGCGAGUUCUUCAGUUGUUUCCUAACAACUCUCUACAGUGCCGCUUAGCAGUACUACAUAUUUUUUCAUAGUCUCAAAAAUAUUUCGUUAUUAGAAUAAAGACGUGCCCCCUUCGCGUGUUCUUCAUUCUGAAAAUGACAAAACAAAGCUAUAUAAAAAAUUCUAGCUGUUCUCAUUCCGAUGUUGAAUCCUUAUUUCACCGUAUUAGUUAACUCUGAAAGUUUUGAUUUUGAAUAUUCGCCCGAAAGCUUUUAUAAUCAAUUCAAAUCAAAUUACGUGACAACAUUUUUAUUUCGCUUAGGUACCUACCUAACUAAUAAGUGUUUUUCGAAAAAGUCCUACAGUAGUAGUAGGUAUGAUAAAGUUAUAGAAAUAUUUUUUUUUACCUUUGUUUUAACUGACUAAAAUGAAUACUUGUCUAAUUUGAUUUUGUUAAUUUAAUUUACGAUAAGUAAAGUAAUUAUUAAAAAAGUGCUUGCAAAUGAGCUAUACAUCAUCAAAAAUCCUGCCUACCUGUGAAGUUAAAUUAUGUAAUAUUUAUAUCAUCUUGAAUAUUGCUGAUAAUAUUAUAAUAGGUAAUUGUGCAAACUCAAAAUUUUGAAAACGAGUUAUUAAUAAUCAUUAUGUCCAAUGCUUAUAAUGCUUACACGGCUUGGUUGUCAAUAGAAUCAAAUAAACAGGGAUCUUACCCAGCUUUAGAUACACAAAUGUACCCUUAAUAAACAUUGUAUAUUAACUCCAUAAUAUGUGACGUCCACGUAAAGUUUCACAUGAUAACCUAUCCAUGUUAUACCCACAUAUUGCUUCGACACGUACUUACUUAAAUAUACCUACCUAGUUUUUGCCAUAACCAUUAAGACUUAUUACUUAAUCUAAUCCUUCCGUAAAAAAAUAAUCUCAUAGGUAGGUAUAAAGUGAGAACAUAGCAAAAUAAAAACUGCAAAAUGUACAUUAUAAAGCUGACGACUAUAUUUCCAAGUGUAGUCAGAGGCGUAUAGUGCAUGGUGAACUAAGUACCCACACUUCACCGUAAAAUGUACAAGAUUUUUAAAUUCUACUUUACAUCAUCUCUAGACGAACGCCAUUGCUCGCCAGUUUAAUUUUCCAUAUACCUACCUAAUAAGUUUGCACAACGUGGUACCUCACCAUAACAUAGUGCCUUGCGCCGGUGCCUGUGCAACACUUUAACUCCUCCUGUCUCCGCUUUUGAAGCCCUUCCCUUUAUUAGAUUUAGUAUGAGAAGUCCCUGCUUUGAUUCUAUUGAAAAAAGUACUUAAAAUUUUCAAAUGUCGAUAUUUUUUCAAUGUAGUCUGACUACUGAUUUAGACAAAUUGGACAUCAUGUUAUCUACGACAAUAAGUUAGACCUCUCAGGGAAUCAUUUUUAAAAACCAAAUUAUACUUAUGAAUGUUAAGUUACCUUAGAAAUGAAUUCAAGUUAUUGUAAUAUUGUUAGCUGGUUUAAAAAUAUUGUAUGCUGUAACAGUCACGUGUGCAAACAAAGUAGCUCUAUUUAAAAAACGCUAGAUUAUCUGUAGUCGACUGGUCACUUGGGUGCUCCGCGUCAUGGCAUUUGGAAGAACGACGAGAGGAUGUUAGAAAAGUUUAAGUAAAUCUUGUAAAUUAGAUACAUUAAAUGUCUAUUUAUUGUCUAAUAGAGUGCAGUGCUAUGGUGGGAUUUGUGUAAAUGUUUUGCAAGUAAGUAAUUGAAUUUUUGCACCGGGUCAACGAUGUAUGAAACUUAUUUAUGUAAAAAGGCCGCAAUAAUCGUCACUUGAGAAUGAGAAGAAUGUUGUGAGUACAUACCUAGGUGCCUACGAGUAGCAUAGACAUCUCAUACGAUUCCCUGAUGAUGAAAAUAGUCAAUAAUCCAAAUGCGACAUCGAUAAAUACCUUGUGGCAUUUAAAAUUUAUUUUGCUUGCCUGCAUAUUUUUUAUUCAUCGAAAUUCAACUUUACCAACGUUUUUGGAUGUACAAUGCGUUUUUAUUAAGUAAGUAGGUUAAGUCGUUUGUGCGAGCUCAAUGUUCUGUGGAUAAUAAAAACAUUAACUAAAAUACUUUAAAAAAUCCUCAUAAUAGUGCUUACAUUUUAACAGCUAUAUCUACAGAUUGUCAUCAAAAUAUGAAUAUAGCUAAUUUGAAUAUGUAAUACCUACCUCACUUUAGGUAUACCUACCUUCACGCUUAGUCCUUUGCGGGGUUUUUGGCAAGUUUGGAAUGUUUAUGUUUUACUUUUUCCGUUUACAUGGGGCUCAAACACAGAACUAGCCCGUUUGAUGUGAUAUGACACUAUCUUUUGCAGUAAAACUAGCCAUGACGCUACAUAGGUACCGUUGUUUAACAUUACUACAAAUACUUGUGAACAUGCACAUGCAACUGAUGAUCGUGCACAUAUUCGUCAUUUGCUACUCCGUGAUACUAAAAUUAUACUAAAUAUUGAUUAACAGAGCGGACAUUAUAAAUUGUAUAUUGUAUGUAAUUUGAGUGUGAAUACUGAAUAUCUAUUGACAUGAAUUCAUGAAAUAAAAUUUAUUUAGCGUU
Messenger RNA from Pectinophora gossypiella (pink bollworm), 6259 nucleotides. RefSeq names its product TAR DNA-binding protein 43-like. Gene Ontology annotation, molecular function: RNA binding. NCBI's taxonomy places the organism in Eukaryota, Metazoa, Arthropoda, Insecta, Lepidoptera, Gelechiidae. The transcript has 2 exons. Gene Ontology annotation, cellular component: nucleoplasm. The coding region runs from base 235 to 1467 and encodes 410 amino acids. The record is from RefSeq and is a predicted model, not a curated record. Gene Ontology annotation, biological process: regulation of gene expression.